GGCCCCAGGGGCGGGCUAGCUCGAUGGCUCCGCGGGCCCCCGGGGCUCCCUGCAGAACACGGCUCGGCGGCUCGGAUCCCGCGGCUCUUUCGCGCGUGGCGGACUUGUUGGGACUUGCCCGGCGGCGCGGCGAGUCGGGCCCUGCCUGGGCGUGGAGCUGGGAGGACCCGGCGCCGCCCUGGGUGCAGUCCGGAGUCGAUGGCUGAGAGGGGACAGCUCCCCGGCUACCCUACUCAGCCCUCCUGGGUUUCGGUGGGAACCCGCGAGGCUGUGAUCGUUGAAGUCUUCUUGCUCUCCUUUUGCUUCGUGGGUCUUGCCCGCCGUGCCUUCUCUCGGAAGCAAUUUCCUACUUGUUUCCUUUUUAAAAACUGUCUUCGCAGUUGCCUUACAAAUUAACUCUAUCAAGGACCGUCUCGCGUCAGCCACUUAAGAGUUCUUAUCAGAUGUUGAACCCUGGGGGCAGAAAUCACCUCGGCGUUGGCAUUCGCUGGGUCUACCUCAGCGACUUCUACUCUCAACGGGUCCAGGUUGGCUAGAGAUUUACUGCAUCCUUCCUUGGAAGAGGAGAAGAAAAAACAUAAAAAGAAACGGCUGGUUCAAAGUCCAAAUUCUUAUUUUAUGGAUGUAAAAUGUCCAGGCUGCUACAAGAUUACCACGGUUUUCAGCCAUGCUCAGACAGUGGUGCUUUGUGUAGGUUGUUCAACCGUGUUAUGCCAGCCGACAGGAGGAAAGGCCAGACUCACAGAAGGGUGUUCAUUUAGAAGAAAGCAGCACUAAUGAUCCACACAACCUCCUGAAGUUGUGUUCUAUCGCAGAAAGCCUUAUCAGUUCAGUAAUUCCAGUUAAUCUACCAAGAUAAUGUAAUUAUGUUUAAUUUUGUAAGGUAUACAACAGCGCUCUCCUAUUUUGGUGUCAGUUUUUCAAUAAAGUUUUGAUUAUGGGCAAACUA
This is a messenger RNA of Balaenoptera acutorostrata (minke whale), 949 nucleotides long. It is a transcript of the gene RPS27L, whose product is annotated as ribosomal protein S27 like. Lineage: Eukaryota; Metazoa; Chordata; Mammalia; Artiodactyla; Balaenopteridae. The transcript is spliced from 4 exons. The coding region runs from base 619 to 777 and encodes 52 amino acids. Gene Ontology annotation, cellular component: ribosome; cytosolic small ribosomal subunit. The record is from RefSeq and is a predicted model, not a curated record. Gene Ontology annotation, molecular function: RNA binding; structural constituent of ribosome. Gene Ontology annotation, biological process: ribosomal small subunit assembly; translation.